AUGUGUCCGCUGAUUGCCUACCCUUACCUCGUGAGUCUGUUCGCCUACGCCGUCAUGAUAGCCUCGGCUGUUCUCAUGAUUGUGGGCUGGAUGGCCACAGUUUGCACAGACGAUAGUAGCUGCGUCUUCCGCGCUGCGCUGGCGGGUUACUGGUUUUCGAAUCUGGGAGCUUCCAUCUUUGCGGCCUUUGUGGUGCAGACCCUCCACUUCCACAUAGGCGAAGGCGACGAAAGCUUGCUCUUAAGCGUCAUUGGCACCAAUGCGUAUACGACACUAGUCUUCGAGGCGCCGAUGGCGAUCGUGCAGCAUGUAAGCUGCAUCCGGCGCCGUGGGGCCUUGUUCGUGACCAGCUCGGGUAUGCUGGGGAUUAUGUGGUCCGGGGCGGCCUUUGCCAUGGCUUCCGAUCCGAAGAUGGGGACGCUGUAUGGCGCCCACCCACUGGUGGUAGCUGCGUUUAGCUUUCUGCUGGAGCUGGCCAAGAAGAUGGUGAUGCGACAACUGCGGCGGUGGUGGUGCGGCUUCGAGCCGAGCAAGCAGCUCGACCUGGAGCUCGGCUUGUGCUUGCGGGCCAUCUCAAGCCCUGUGCCGGAGGACAACCAUGCACCUCCUCCACGGCCGGCUUUGCGGCGGAGUAACCUGAGGUUUCUUACUGGAGAUUUCGGGAAGCUGACGUUGUCGAGGAAGUCGAGCCUGCCAUCCAGUCGGCCCUCCACAGACGACUCGACGUCCCCAUGCGCAGAGACUUUUGAGUCCGAGCGGCCUGAAAAAGAGAGAGAGCCCGAGACGGAAGGCGCGGUUUAA
Symbiodinium sp. CCMP2592 is the source of this 801-nucleotide messenger RNA. Lineage: Eukaryota; Dinophyceae; Suessiales; Symbiodiniaceae. The record is from the annotation of a GenBank genome assembly.